AUGUCAUCCGGAACAGAAAUUGAUAUCGAGGCUUGUGAUGCAAAGGUGUAUUCAAAAUUGCGAUUCGCAAAUUCGGGCCCAUUCGGCUACGGGGCGUUCUCGACGACGUUGAUGACCCUGUCUCUGUCAAUGAUGGGCAUUCGGAACGUUGAGAACCAGGCCGUCUUCAUAGCGAAUCUUUGCUUCCUUGCCGGGAUAGGCUUGCUCAUCUCUGCGCAAUGGGAAAUGCUUAGGGGCAACACUUUUGCUUACACGACCUUGAUCGCGUUUGCCUUUUACUACGGGGGCUACGGAUUUCUUCUCAUCCCCUCUGUGGGCAUCAUGGAUGGUUAUGGAGGGAAAACGGCGGACUAUUUCAAUGCUUUCGGCUUCUAUCUUGCUGUGAUGAUAACAUGGGGAGACUACAACAUCGUAAACGUCUUCGUGUACGGCGCGCUCGAGUUCUCCUACAUCUUCAACUGCGCCGCAAACUUUGCCUUUGCGGAUGGCCACGCAUCUUCCGGCAAGAGCUUGACGAAAGUCGCCGGAUCGUUCGGGUUCAUUGCCGCGCUGGCGGGAUUCUAUGCCAUGGCAAACGGCUUUUGCGGCGACGUGCUACCGUUCGAGAUGCCGUUGGGAGAUCUCUCGCGAGUAUUGUCGAGGCAGAAAAGUGCGCGGCGCCAGGGGUGA
Molecule: messenger RNA, 669 nt
Organism: Colletotrichum gloeosporioides
Lineage: Eukaryota; Fungi; Ascomycota; Sordariomycetes; Glomerellales; Glomerellaceae
Product: Acetate transporter protein patA
Exons: 5
Coding region: 1-669 (222 amino acids)
Cellular component (GO): plasma membrane
Molecular function (GO): acetate transmembrane transporter activity
Source: RefSeq, a predicted model, not a curated record